Aspergillus wentii DTO 134E9 is the source of this 1380-nucleotide messenger RNA. RefSeq lists its product as uncharacterized. The transcript has a single exon. The record is from RefSeq and is a predicted model, not a curated record. Bases 190 to 1146 code for a protein of 318 amino acids. Lineage: Eukaryota; Fungi; Ascomycota; Eurotiomycetes; Eurotiales; Aspergillaceae.
GAUCGCCCGCAACACAUAGCGUCACUGACGCCUUUAGGCGCUGUUGAUUCCUAUAAAGACCAGGCGACAUCCGCUCUUCAAGAUCUACUCUCUCAUAUCCAUACUUGUCUGCACUCCUUCACAAGAGCCGCAGCACAUCCCCUCUUUGAAUAUUUGAUUUUCUUCUCAUUUUAUCAGCCUAUUCCCAACAUGAAGUUCACUGGUAUGGCCAUGGCUGGCUUCUUGGGCGGUGCCCUCGCCAUGCCCGCUCCUCAGUUCGAGGGUCCUCCUCCCGCCGGCCCUACUCCCUCUGGCCCUCCUCCUUCCGGCCUGCCCAGUGGUUUCCCUACUCCUUCCGGCCCUCCUCCUAGCGGUUUCCCCGCCCCGCCAAGCGGCUUCCCCGUCCCCUUCGAAGGUCAGAAGCGCCAGGAAGGUCCUCCCGCUGGACCUCCUCCCAGUGGUUUCCCCACUCCCUCUGGACCUCCUCCCAGUGGCUUCCCCACCCCUUCCGGUCCUCCUAGCGGUUUCCCCGCCCCGCCAAGCGGCUUCCCCGUUCCCUUCGAAGGCCAGAAGCGCCAGGAGGGACCUCCCGCCGGACCUCCUCCUUUCGGCUUCCCUACUCCUUCGGGACCUCCUCCCAGUGGUUUCCCCACUCCCUCUGGACCUCCUAGUGGCUUCCCUACUCCUUCCGGUCCCCCUCCCAGCGGUUUCCCCGCGCCAUUCCAGGGCCAGAAGCGCCAGGAGGGACCUCCCGCUGGACCUCCUCCUUUCGGCUUCCCUACUCCCUCGGGACCUCCCAGCGGCUUGCCCACUCCUUCGGGCCCUCCUCCCUCUGGAUUCCCCACUCCUUCGGGCCCUCCUCCCUCUGGAUUCCCCGCUCCUCAGGGACCUCCUCAGAAGCGCCAGGAUGAGCCUCCUUUCGGCUUCCCUACUCCCUCGGGCCCUCCUCCCAGUGGUUUCCCCACUCCUUCCGGCCCUCCCCCAUCCGGCUUCCCUGUCUUCGGUGGCCAGGGUGGUGAGAAGCGCCAGCAAGGCCCUCCUUUCGCCUUCGCUUCUCCCUCGGGCCCUCCCCCGACUCCUCUCCCCAGCGGCUUCGGCAUCCCCGGAGCUGACGGUUUCCCUACUCCGUUUGUGAGCGUUCCCGCUCCCUCCGGAACCCCCCAGUAAAUGGGAGGUAUCAUUCGGUGAUAGACACUGGCGUUGUCGCACCAAAUGAAGGGUAACCGUCUGGUGAGGACGUUGACCCGGUCUUGUAUAUACGGAUACUUGCGCCUUGAGGGUUUCAAGUUCACGGGAAUGGCUUAAUGUGUACGGAUUAGAAUUAUUUUUCUUUGUAUGUUGCUAGAUUUGAUAUCAAUCGUUUUGUUUCCCGCUUAUAGACUUGGCAAUAUACAUCCCGUA